CACUCCCUCCGCUGACCUGCUCUGUGCGGCAUUUCAGGAGAAGAUGAAAAGCAAAACGACAGGAUAAAAGUUCUUUUUCAUGGAAAGAAACGCUCCAAAUACAGGAUCAUGGGGUAUGGGCAAAUCCUCCACCGGCGAGGGGAUGAGGAGGACCAGGUCCACCUCAAUGUGGGAGGGGUACGGCAUGAACUGGAUCCUGAUAUGGUGCUCCGCUUUCCUCACACGCGUUUGGCUCGUCUGCUGUGCUGCCAGAGCGAGGCGGCAAUCCUGGAGCUGUGUGACGACUACAGCCCGGCUGAGAAGGAGUACUACUUUGACAGGAAUCCUCGGGUUUUCCUCUGCGUGCUUAACUUUUACCACACGGGACAAAUCCACAUGAUGGAAGAGUUGUGCGUUUUUUCUUUCUGCCAAGAGAUUGAGUACUGGGGUAUCAAGGAGCUCCACCUCAGCCCCUGCUGCAGCAACUGGUACCACGAGAGGAAGGAGUACAUCGAGGACAGAGACUGGGACGUCAGGAGCGAAGACCAGCAGGAGCCGAGCUUCGACUCCUCGUUUGAGGAGCUCUCUGCUCUCGAUAAAGACCUCGCCAAGUUUAAAGGUGCCUGGUGUGCAGAAAUUCGCAGCUACGUGUGGCUCAGACUGGAGGAUCCGGGUCACUCGAGAGCCUCGAAGAUCAUUGCUGUGGCUUCCCUCAGCGUGGUGUUGACCUCCAUCGUUGCCAUGUGUGUUCACAGCAUGCCAGAGUUUCAGCGUGUGGAUGACAGUGACAGGCCCAUCGAGGACCCCGUGCUCACUAGACUGGAGGCGGUUUGCAUCGUCUGCUUCUCCGCAGAGUUCAUAAUCAGGUUAAUCGUCGCGCCCUCCCGACGGAAGUUUCUCGGAAACCCCUUGAACAUAAUCGACGCCGCUUCGAUUUUGCCAUUUUAUGCCACCUUAGCUCUGGAGACCGCCGACGAGGAUAGCGCAGAGGAGAACGAGGACCUAGAAAACGUGGGGAAAGUGGUGCAGGUUCUGCGCCUCAUGAGGGUUCUCAGAAUCCUCAAACUGGCUCGCCACUCCAUCGGACUGCGAGCGCUGGGGGCCACCGUCCGCCACAGCUACCAGGAGGUGGGCCUGCUCCUUCUCUUCCUCUCAGUGGGAAUCUCCAUCUUUUCUGCUCUCAUCUACUUCGCGGAGAAGGAAGAGGACACCGAUUUGGGGACAAUACCUUCAGGUUGGUGGUGGGCCACAAUCACCAUGACCACAGUCGGCUACGGGGACACCUGCCCCGUGACCGUGGCGGGGAAGAUUGUGGCCACCGUGUGUAUCAUCUGUGGCCUGCUAGUGGUGGCUCUUCCCAUCACCAUCAUCUUUAACAAGUUUUCAAAGUACUAUCAAAGAAACAAAGCCAUGGAGGGACAGUGCAUCACCAAGCCCGAAAGACAAGACCCAGAACUCCCUCAUUACAACAUCAGAGAACUGUUAACGGGAAGCGUGUACCCCUUUAUAGGAAGCAUUGCCUUUAGGAACAGUGGGAGCAGCGGAGGGGACGAUACGGACGCCUCCAGUCUCCAGGACAUCGAGGUGUACGAUAAUGACGCUUGUGAAAAUGGAGCAGCCAAAUGAGAUUCCUGCCAUUUCACCGAGCAUCACUCCCUUUAUGACUGCGAUUCAGUCUCUGCCUCUCGGGGCAGAGUGCUCCAUCACUGACCCUGCCUUCCUACAUUGUCUUCCCCCUGCAAUUUGACAGAGAAAUAUUGUGGCCAUGAAGUUUUUUCCCUCCUCUAUCUCUCUCUCUUUCUCUCGCUCUCUGUCUACAGGGGGAAUAGCUGUGGCUGAAAUAUACAGCGUCGCUAAAACCGGGAAAUCUAAAGGGAAUUAUCUGAACCUUGCUCAGAGGUUUGAAAGCCCAUUUUCUGCUUGAGAAAACUGCAAUGAUGCAUGUAGGAGGCCAUAAUGUUAAUGUUUUUCAAAGUAAUGUCCUUUAUUGAUUUCCUGCUUGCUGAAAAGUUCAGACAGAGAGUUUGCCAAAUGCAAAAGUCUAGGAUGACAACAGCACAGUUUGAUGUUUAAAAAUGGCAUUAUAGAUCUCAACGUUGGCUGCAUGACCAAAAAUAAGUGCAUUUUGAAAGAGAGUAAUAAAAAUAGUAGAAUUAGGCACAAAAAUUGAUGAAGAGAGGUGUCACAUUCCUCUCAGAGCACUGUGGAAGUCGCUGAUGUGCCGGGUUUUUAUUUCGUUUUUGUUCCUUUUGGACAGUUCUGGCAUCUCGGGGAAAGGGGAACUCAUGUGGACAUGAAAUAAAACUCACAAGACAGGUGCUGCUCAUUUGUGCCUGUUCAGAUAAGCUUAAGAUUCAGGCGUUUGCAUUUAUUUCUUCUCGCGAGUUUAAACUCACAUCAGGUAAUCGAUGUGCCGAAUGUACUUUUUGAGGAGUGCAACACUUUGAAAAUGCAAAGAAACCUUCUUUUUUGUGGUAUUCUUCAGCCUUAUCUCUCCCUGAAUGUAUUGAUCUCCUGUCCCCUGUUAUAAUUUCUGCUUGGAUGGACGCUGCCCUACCAAACUUUUCUCUGCAGGCGUCUAAAGGUGCUCAUGCAGCUGACCGGAAACAAUUCAAACAUGAAUUUGAUGGCGGUUGAGGAAAAAACAUUUAAAAGCACCUUAAAAGGCUGCACAAGAAGCCGGUUUCUGUUCAAACACACAGACUAACUGAGGCUUAACCUGAACAGAUAAACGCCAUUACCGUCUGAUUAUUCCUUAGAAGUAACAAAUGAGUUUCGAUCACUUGGUUUCAUGUAUCAGGUGUGCUCAGUAACCAGAUUAGCAUAUUGCUUAUUCCACACUUUGGGUUUAUUGCCUUUGUCAGUUGCAUUUUAUUGUAAUGACAGAACUGGCGCAGACACCUACUGAUUAUCAAUAAAUUUACAUGCACAAGUGAAGAGCACAGUUGAUGGCAUACAGUACGUGACGGUGAUUUUGCAGGCAUGCAUGCAGUGUGCAUCUUUCCAGAGGCACGACUGUCCGUAUUUGUCAGGAUAUCUUUCUAAAAAACAAACAAAAAAAAUAAAACAUGUGAGGAGUCACCACAUGAAUAAAGGGAAAUA
Messenger RNA from Neolamprologus brichardi, 3081 nucleotides. Its product is annotated as delayed-rectifier potassium channel regulatory subunit KCNS3-like. NCBI's taxonomy places the organism in Eukaryota, Metazoa, Chordata, Actinopteri, Cichliformes, Cichlidae. Gene Ontology annotation, molecular function: protein binding; voltage-gated potassium channel activity. Gene Ontology annotation, cellular component: voltage-gated potassium channel complex; membrane. The record is from RefSeq and is a predicted model, not a curated record. Gene Ontology annotation, biological process: protein homooligomerization; potassium ion transmembrane transport; action potential.